AUGACGAUCUGUACUUAUGACGCACGUACGCUUGCAUCGGAAGCGGCCAUCGAAGAUCUGAUGAUGCAAGCUAAGAAGAUCAAGUACGACGUCAUUGGACUGACCGAGACAAGAUGUGGUCCAACACCAGCUUUGACUAUCUUCGUCGCUUACGCUCCAACAUCAAGCUACGAAGAAGAAGAAGUCGAAGCUUUCUAUAUGGACCUGGAGAAGUUCUACCGAGAAGAAUAUGCCGUCUACAAGGUCAUAAUUAGCGAUUUAAACGCCAAAGUUGUCCCAAGAAGAACGCCGGAGGAACUUCACAUCGGGACCCACGCCCUACAAUGGAAUGACCAGGGGGAGAGGCUCUCCGAGUUCAUCAUGACGACUAAGACCACCCAUGGGAACUCGCAAUUCCAGAAGCCCUCCUCUCUACGCUGGACGUGGGAGUCACCCGGUGGAGGGUACCGUAAUGAAGUAGACCACAUCAUCGUCAAUAAAAGGUUCUGCCUGACGGACGUCGCUGUUUUACCAAAGCUCUAUACGGGAUCGGACCAUCGCCUCCUCCGAGGAAGAUUUUCCUUCACAAAGAGAGCAGAGAAAACCGCCAAGUUCAGAGAAGAAAUUCUAGGACUGUCAUCAACUGGGACCUCUUCGCAACGUUAG
Molecule: messenger RNA, 645 nt
Organism: Necator americanus (New World hookworm)
Lineage: Eukaryota; Metazoa; Nematoda; Chromadorea; Rhabditida; Ancylostomatidae
Exons: 2
Coding region: 1-645 (214 amino acids)
Source: RefSeq, a predicted model, not a curated record